AUGGUUCUGCUGCAGCCAAACAGUGACGUCCUGUCGGGCGACGCACUGUCCACAAGCACGGAAAUGGCCAGCGAAGGAACACCGCUGAAGGUUUCCGUGUCACCGCCGUCGGUGACCGACACCACUACCACCACCGUUACGACAACGCCAAUCAGCAUCUCCACGACAACGACGACGACGGUGGGCCCGGGCGAUGACGUCACGGGCGCAACGGCGGCAAUGUUUGGCAGUGCUGGGCCGCUGUCACCGUAUCGACCGAGCCGGGUUACGCUCGGUUCCGUCUAUCCCUGCAUCACGUGUAACCUUUGCAAGGGCUACUUGAUCGAUGCAACCACGAUCGUCGAGUGUUUGCAUUCCUUUUGCCACAGCUGCAUUAUGAAACAUUUGCGCACGGAACAGUACUGCCCACAGUGCGAAAUGAUGAUCAACAAAGCGAAGCCCAAUAUCAAACCGGAUGCAACGCUGCAGGCGAUCGUGUACAAGCUGGUGCCGGGACUGUACGAAAAUGAGCUGCGCCGGCGGCGUGCCUUCUACCGGCAGCACCCGGAAAUGGCCGCCAUUGCAACGCCGGAGCAACGGGGCGAGGACACCGAGUAUCUCAUCUUCAGCCCGAACGAGAAGAUCUCACUAUCGCUAGAGUACGCGGAAAAAGAGCUGGCGGAGGAUAAUGAGGAGCUACUGAAGGCAAAGUAUCUGCUCUGUCCGGCCAUCUUUUCGAUCGGGUUGCUCAAAAAGUUCAUCAUCUACAAGUACGGCAUCUCGGAACGGCAGUUUUGCGUCGAGAUUAUGUACAAGGUGAAGACGAUCAUCCUUCCCGACUACUACACGCUGAUGGACGUGGCAUACAUUUACACCUGGAAGAGGGACGCUCCCAUGAAGUACUACUACCGUAUUCGUACGACAGAAUCGAAUCCGGUCGAGUUGCCGGAGGUACCGCUGCGUCGCUCGCCCAGUCUCGUCAGUGCUGGAAAACAACGGACUACGGCUGUGGACGACGAGGACGAUAAGGAAAAUGUGCAUCUCGAGCGGCUAGUGUCGGAGGUGACGGCAAACGAGAGUGACAACAGUUCCAAUAGCAGCUGUAGCAGUGACAAUCAUCAUCGUCGUACGGAAAAUAUUACCAAAACUGUGGAGGAGUUGCCCAAGCCAGCGGCUAGUCCCGUAACGCAGACAUCGCCAUCAACUGCCGGAUCUCCGGCAACUCCAACUCCAGCACGAAAGAAUGAAUCGAUCAAGUUAAAGAUUGGCCUGAAUAAGAACAAGUACGUGAGUUUCCUCCAGAGUCCACAACCGGAUGAAUCGCUGGGUAAUACUUACUCAUCACCCGGUGCCUCCGUCGAGGGCACGAAGUCACACAAGCCGGAGAAAACAAAGCGCAAACGGACUGAUGCGCUAGCUACGCUGCAGCAGAUGAAAGAAAACUCCCGUGAGCUCAAGAUUAAGUUCGAGAAGAUCAAGGACAUGGGGUUGAUGAGCAGCAAGCGCGAGGGCAAGAGUGCCAAGAAGCAGCAUCAGCAGCUGGCCGUCGUCCCUUAUAAGGUUGAGUUGAGUUCGAACAUUACCCAGGGGCUGCAAGAGUCGGAGCGAGAUUCAAAGCGAUUGCAUUCUUCCAAGAACGGUUCGGGUUCGUCUUCAUCGUACCGCAAGUUGAAGAUAAAGUCACCGAAGAGUGGCAGUAGCAGCAGCAGCAGUAGCAAUAACAGCAGUCCAGAGGACAGCAAACAUCAUCAUCCGAUUGUGUUGAAGAUCGAUCAGCGUAGUCCGGACAUGGCUACAUCGACCCUGAAGUUUGGUGUGCCAAGAAAAACCGAUAAAAGCAUGACACCAUCACCGCCACCCCUGCCACCAUCUCCACCGACACCUCCCCCACCGAAGCGAAAGUUCGAGGAUGAGAAGUCACAGUUCCUGAACUCGUUCGAUCUGACACCCAUCAAGGCGGAACAAUGUUCACCAACGAAGGGUGCUAGCAUUUCUCCCUCGCCAGUGGAAACCGUAUCAUCAUCAAAGAAAUCUCCCACGUCCAGUGUCUCCCCAACUGCCGCCAGUACAGCGCCUACAGCAAAUACGACAACCACACCCAAUGGAAACACUACGCAAGUGAAGCGAAAGGCAAAGGAUGCGGCCGGUGGUGCAACCCGAUCCGGCUCCAAGAAGCCAAAGCUUUCCGAUGACGAAAUGAAGGCAAUCGUCGAGAAAACGGUGGCGGAAAACAUUCGCUCACCCUCGGAACAUAUCGUACCACCGAUUUUUCUCAAGCCAAAGGUUCCACCACUGGCUCCUUCCACGGUCGCUUCAUCCCGCCAGCUGUCACCACCGUUGCUACCAGCCCCGAGUAAGACGGAGUCACAUUCGACGCCCCCGCCCAAGCGUGAUUCUCCGCGACCAUUCGUAUUCAAGACACCACCGCCACCACCACCGAUCGUGUCGGCAAACAACAUUCCCGCGGUGAAGCCUUCGCAGCAGGUACUGCCAGCACCGAUUCCGCUGAAACCGGCCCUACCACCUACCAAACCGUCGAGCACGUCGGUAAAGUCUUCAACGCCGAAGACACCAUCUUCACAAUUGGUACCACAUGCGCCAGUUCGGAAGCCAACGACUCCAACAAAGCUGCCAACUUCAACACACACUGGCGCUACGAAUUCUGCUCCUCAGCAGCUCAGCAACGGGACCGUUCCUUCCAAUGCGACCACUCACAGUGUCGCUACCGGAGCGAGCAAGCUUCAAAAGCCACUUGAACUGAAGCGUGCCCAAAGCAACCCAUCGAUCAACAUCCUACCUCCGGUACCACAAACUCCUCCUAUUCCGCGUGAUACCGAAAUCAGCAAACUACGUCCGGAGGAUCUGAAGAAAAACGUCAAGAUCUAUGGACCGCCGACAUCGGUGGAACAGCCAACCAUUCCAGCUAGAGCGACGGACGCGACUAACUUUGCGGUCCCAAACAAAGUUCCUCCAAAGCCGACCACAACGCUCUCCGUUACAUCAUCGACGAAGACUUCUGGCACCUCGUCGACAGCAGGAGGUCCACCGGGGCAGGGUACCAAGGGACGGCCACUAAACUACUUGAAUUACGCACUGCUGAACAGCAAGGCGGCUGCUGCCGGUUCCAGAACGCCGAUCCCAUCGUACUCGUCUAACUCGCCCAGCUAUUCACCCGACUCACCGCAGUACAAUCCCAACCUUAACUUCUCGCCGAAGCAGUUCAAGUACGCUAAUCCGCUCGCGUACAACAAUCAUCUUCAGAACAUGCUGAACGACCGCAUGGCUGGUAGUACGUCACCACCAUCGACUACUAUUACCAUACCUGCGUCGUCACCAUCUCCACCACAGUCGAAGGAUCAGACAGGUCCUUCCACCAGCAUAACCAUUUCAAGCACCAACAAACGGCCUGCAUCAGCGCUCAGUCCCGAUGCGGAGGAAAAGAAGCUUCAGCCACCGGAGAAACAAGCGCCGAACCCGUUGGAUAAAUUCCCCUCGGGCAUACCGGACGGGCUAUCGGUGACAUUAGCCACUGAAGAGGACGAUGCGGCACGGAUCAAGAAUGUGAACAAGCAGCUGAAGAACAAUUUCAUCGAGAUCCGGGCGCUGCCUGAUGUUCCAAUUACGGAGGUGAAAUUUCCAAUGAAUCCCAAUACCGGAUCGAAGCAAGAUCGUCGAACUCCGCCAUCGUCCAAAGUGGGUACCGGUGCUUCGGGCAAUUUACCCACCACAACCGUUGCGCAGAUGGCACGCAAAUCGACACCACCCAUGAACCCGACGUACAGUGUGGCCAACAGUGUGCCAGCAAAGACUUCUUCACCCUCUGCUGCAUCCUCGAACGGCACUCCGGUGGACGCGAUUCAGCGCAAGAUCUACGACCUGAUCGAAAAGCAGAGCUCGUCGGAGGGUGGUAAGAUCAAGUCGUCUCAGGCAAAACCCCCUACUUUGCCCUCUGUAUCAAAGCCAAACUCUCCCAAGGUUUCUGCUAAUCCGGCCACCAACAACAAGCUCAAGAAUCCCAAUGCUACUGUACACGAGAACGGUUUGCUGAAGUUGAACAACUACCGCGAGGUGGAUCUAAUACCGAAAGGAGUCAGUCUUGGCGCAGGUCCCAUCGCUCCAAAACCAUUGAGUUCCUCUGUUUCACCUUCUGGGACAUCUAGAAUGAUGCCUCCCCCUACCACACAAUCCAAAUCAAUCGUUCCGAUCGCACCGAAACCAUCGCAACAAUCGUUCGCCAAUGGACGGAUGGCUAUGUCCCCGCCGAUCCAUCGGUCACCGACAGCUGUUGGAGGUUAUCAUCAGCCGAAGUCUAAAACACCCCCAUCCCAUUUACCAUCGAUGGCAAGCAUGGGCCCUAUGUUCGCCGCAAUCGGUACGUCCGGUGGUACACCGUCGAAGAAGCCACCGGUCGGUGCGUCCACCACAUUCACAUCGGGCACUGUUCCGCGGCGUAAGAUUGUCCCAACGAACAAUUCGACAACUUUGGUGCCAUUGAAGUCCUCUUCGGUUUCCUCUCCCGCAUCGGCAAACGGUGGCGGAUCGAAGGUUAUUAGUAGUUCCUCCGACUUUAUCACCCUGCACCCGCAGGGUCCGGCAACAUCUUCAGCGCCAUCGUCCCGUCCACUUCCCUACAGCAACCCACAGCAGGCUGCACUGUCGCAGAUGCUUAACAGCCAAUUAGCCCGGCAGUUUAUACUGAACUCCAUGUAUAACCCGUACAGUUUGCACCACCAGUAUGCACAGCUGAGUAAUAACUCGCACCUGAAUAUACCGAACGGUUCGGACUCGGUCACAAUCACGGCAUCGCCCAUGAACACGGCCCGUAACGCUGUGUCCCAGAAUUCGCUCACCGUCACCGCUAUUCCUGCUGGCUCUACGGUAUCUAACGGCAGAGGUGGCAGCACGAACGGUGGUAAUGGAUCAGGAGGCUCCGGUGGCGGAGGUCCCUCUAAUAGGGGCUUCGGUGGCGGUGGUCCCAAUCCGGCAUCACGCAACUCUUCCUGA
Messenger RNA from Anopheles marshallii, 4983 nucleotides. RefSeq names its product polycomb group protein Psc (gene Psc). The transcript is spliced from 5 exons. Gene Ontology annotation, biological process: negative regulation of transcription by RNA polymerase II. Gene Ontology annotation, molecular function: promoter-specific chromatin binding. NCBI's taxonomy places the organism in Eukaryota, Metazoa, Arthropoda, Insecta, Diptera, Culicidae. The coding region runs from base 1 to 4983 and encodes 1660 amino acids. The record is from RefSeq and is a predicted model, not a curated record. Gene Ontology annotation, cellular component: PRC1 complex.